Molecule: messenger RNA, 222 nt
Organism: Schistosoma mattheei
Lineage: Eukaryota; Metazoa; Platyhelminthes; Trematoda; Strigeidida; Schistosomatidae
Source: the annotation of a GenBank genome assembly
AUGCAUUUUGGCGGAUGGCAACUAAUACCAUCACUUUCGACGAAGAUAAAUAAUACAAAUGGGCGAAAUCAAAGUCAAAUGAAUAACAGUCUUACCGAUCUAUUUCUACCAAUAUUAACUCAAACUGGACGUUCACCUUUAUUUUCAAUGAACAUCGCAGAGGAUAUUUUUGCAGUCCUAAUUUCACCUGGUCAGUUCGCUUUUCAAACAGAUUUACAGAAG